Molecule: messenger RNA, 5611 nt
Organism: Paramormyrops kingsleyae
Lineage: Eukaryota; Metazoa; Chordata; Actinopteri; Osteoglossiformes; Mormyridae
Gene: grk4
Product: G protein-coupled receptor kinase 4
Biological process (GO): protein phosphorylation; regulation of signal transduction; signal transduction
Cellular component (GO): cytoplasm
Molecular function (GO): G protein-coupled receptor kinase activity; ATP binding
Source: RefSeq, a predicted model, not a curated record
CAGGCAGGAAGGAAGGCAAGGCAUUGAAUGCUAACAAGGAGAGUUAAGGUUCAAGCAGUGCUAAAAGGUGGGGGGUGGGUUUAACACCGAGCAAUGGAGAAGUACAAUUAACCUGGUAUGUGCCAGAUCGCAAUUUACGCCGGUCGUCAUCAUCAUCAUCAUCAUCAUCAUCGGUACAACCAUCUUCAACUUUCCCGUUGAGUGAAAUGUAUCGAGGCUGAAUGGGAUCCAAAAACUGACGAUGGAGAUUGAAAAUAUCGUGGCCAACACUGUGCUACUGAAAGCCCGAGAAGGUGGGGGCGGGAAGAGGAAUGGCCGGAGCAAGAAAUGGAAAGAGAUGUUGAAGCUACCGCACAUCAGCGAGUGUGAGGAGCUGAGAAUGACCAUUGAAAGGGACUACUCCAGCCUGUGUGAGAGGCAGCCUAUCGGACGCCUGCUAUUCCGUCAGUUCUGCGACACGCGGCCGGAGCUGAAGCGCUGCAUCGAGUUCCUGGAUGCUGUGGCUGAGUAUGAGCUGGCACCGGAUGAGAAGAGGAGAGACUGUGGCUUGAAUGUCUUAGACACGUACUUCAAUAACGGGUCUGCAGCACAUUUACCAGAAAUACCUCAGGAAGUCGUAGCAGAGUGCAGAGAGAAACUGGAGAGGAGUCCCUGUAAGGAGCUGUUCAAGGAGUGUGCCAGGAUCGUCCGCGAGUAUCUGAGUGGGGCCCCGUUCACCGCCUACCAAGAAACUAUGUACUUCUCUCGGUUUCUGCAGUGGAAGUGGCUGGAAAGGCAACCCGUAACCAAAAAUACCUUCAGACAUUACAGAGUGCUAGGAAAGGGUGGCUUUGGCGAGGUCUGUGCCUGCCAGGUACGAGCCACGGGCAAGAUGUACGCCUGCAAAAAGCUGGAGAAGAAGAGGGUGAAGAAGCGGAAAGGGGAAGCCAUGGCUCUGAAUGAGAAGCGUAUUUUAGAGAAAGUCAACAGCAGCUUUGUGGUCAGCCUAGCGUACGCCUACGAGACCAAGGACGCCCUCUGCCUGGUCCUCACCAUCAUGAAUGGCGGCGACCUCAAGUUCCACAUCUACAACAUGGGCAACUCGGGCUUUGAUGAGCAGCGCGCCAUUUUCUACGCCGCCGAGAUCUGCUGUGGUCUGGAGGACCUGCACCGGGAGAGGAUCGUUUACAGGGACUUGAAGCCUGAAAACAUCCUUUUAGAUGACCGUGGUCACAUCCGGAUCUCUGACUUGGGGCUGGCGGUCCAGAUCCCGGAAGGGGAGACGAUACGGGGGCGAGUCGGCACAGUGGGCUACAUGGCUCCUGAGGUGAUCCAGAACGAGAGCUACACCUUCAGCCCGGACUGGUGGGGCCUGGGCUGCCUGAUCUUUGAGAUGAUCCAGGGCCAGUCGCCAUUCCGCCGGCGCAAGGAGCGCGUCAAGCGGGAGGAGGUGGACCGGCGGGUGCGCGAGGACCAGGAGGAGUACUCCGAGAAGUUCUCCGAAGAAGCGAAGGAUAUCUGCAGGCAGCUACUGGCAAAAGACCCCAAGGAGCGGCUGGGCUGCCAGGGCCGCGGAGCGGCAGAGGUGAAGCAACACGGCAUCUUCCGGAACAUCAACUUCAAGAGGCUGGAGGCCAACAUGCUGGAUCCGCCCUUCAGCCCCGACCCACGGGCGGUCUACUGCAAAGAUGUUCUGGACAUCGAACAGUUCUCCACUGUCAAAGGGGUGAACCUGGACCCCACGGACGACGACUUCUACCACAAGUUUGUCACAGGAAGUGUCUCCAUCCCCUGGCAGAACGAGAUGAUCGAGAUGGAGUGUUUCAAGGAGAUAAACAUUUUCGAGACAGACGGCAUCCUGUGUCCGGACCUCGACGUGAACCGACCAAACCCCCCACCUAAGAGAGGCCUCUUCUACAGGCUCUUUGGGAGACAGGUCUGCUUUAAGAGUGGCUACAGUGACGAGGAUGAGGAACCCUCCAGACUUUAAACCACUGUCUGCCAAAAGAUCGCAAUCUUAACAAAAUGAAUGUUUUACUGUAUUUAUGAAUUGUAUCAAAAGUGUAUUAUAAUUAAAGAAAAAAGUAUGAGUUUAAAGAUUUUGUACAUUUGUACUUGAAUUAUGUCUAGAUGUAUAUUUUCACUAAAGGUUGUACUGUAUAAAAAGCCAUAAAAGUACCACUUGAAUGCAUACAUAAUGUUUUUUCCUUUGGAAUUAGUAUGAAAAUGUGUAUUUAAUUAUUGUUUUCAAAGCACAGUAUGGUAUCUGUCUUAUUCUUUGCAGUAGCUUAGGGAUUCAUGUCUCACGUUCCCAUUUUCUUCAUGUUUCUUUGGACAACACAUAACAUUAAUGCACCACACUGUCAGCCGCGAGAUCCUAUAACGGCGACACAUCCGGAAAGGUACGCUACGAGCCGAGUAGGGCCGCUCCUAACAUCCCGGAUGAUGAGGGAAAAGCGGGGAUGCGAAUUUUAAUUUUACAAGGUGGGUUUGAGAAAGCUCAUUUAUAUUCAUGAGAUGCUACUUGAUUGACCAGUGAAUGCUUUUGACAAUUCGCUGACCAAUCAGGUACCUCCUCUCAUAAAUACAAAUGAGUUUCCCCGUACCACCCUCCAAAACGAAAAUUCGCAAGUGGGAUUCGUAGCUUUGCUCGCACCCGAUAAGCACACUUCUCCUGCAUUACUUUGACCAGCUUUAACAUCCAGAUACACAUUGGUCGACAGAGACACAGAACAGCCGCCACCGGAUCACCGUCCUACCAAAACUUUUUUUUCUCCGUUCAGACGAAAACGGGGUCAGCAGAAGACCAUUAUGCAUAUUUCCUCCAUUUCGUUCAUUCGCAUCAUUUUUUAUUUUUUUUUAAAAACAUAAUUACGCAGUAAUUAUUAUGGCCUUUUUUCUUUCAUUCUUUGGAAAUUGUGCUUUGUGAUGUGAGCUGUUUAAAUAAUGCUUGUCGCAAACAAAAUAGCAAACAAAAGUCUUUUAAAUCCGAAAGUAGUACUGGAUCGGAUAUCCAUAGUGGUAAAUAAAUAACAUUCCAAACUGUUGUGUUAAGAUUAGGGAUGUAAUCCUGAUGUCAUGGUGCCUAAUAUUCCCUGCUGAUUUUAGUGAGCAACUUUGGGUGUACCUAUGCCUUAAGCAAUGAUAAUAACUGAACCUUAUGUUAAAUGUUGCUAAACACUCACAGCAGACCACUGUCUUACAGUAGAGCCAAAGCCUAUCAUAAAAUAUACGGCUGGCCUUUACCCAUUUUCAGUAUUUUUUUUUUUUAAUUACACUGCGAAGUAUAAUAUUUGAGCAACUCCUCGAACGGGGUUUUUGAAAACGACAAAUAAGUCUGUAUGUAUAUAAUAUAAUUAAAUAUGUUUAGUGCUAGACGGGAUUUUGCAUUAUUAUGUGUUUUUAAUUGUAACUGCACACAUGCAUUGAGGCACGCGCGCAAACGACUGCGGUGUCUGUAGUUUCCCGCCGAAAACGUGCUUCGCAUGUGUUCAUCAUCUAGCCUAUAUGUCCACACAACUCAUGUACAGUUACUUACUCUGUACAGUUUCCAAGUGAAAUACAUUGGCUGCCUCCUAAUCCACGCUUUAUACCAACCAUAUUUGUACAGAAACGCAAUAUCGACUCAUCCGAAAUGAUGGAAAACGGAACUUGCUCAGAUUAUCUGCCAUUAAGCGUUAAACUGACACUUUUGCAUUUCCAUCCAAGUAGGCCGAAAUCGUACUUGUUAAGAUGCAAAGCUCUGUGUUUUGGCUCUGUGUGGGAAGCCAUGAGUGUAAACGACACCCCUGGCUUAUUACAAGGGGUAGAUGCGGUAGAUGAUUUACUUUGGCUCUUGGCCCGGGGUACGUUGAUUUAUAAUUUGUUCAACAGCCGCAGCCACAGUCGCAGUUAACUGAGAAGGUGACUGAUUAUCAUGAUAAUCUUUCCGUUAGUCUGCCAGAGGAGUAUCGCCGCGUUCCAUCCAUUUGCUUGUCCAUUCCCACGCAGCACAUGUAUUUAUAAAAACUCUGCUUACCUGUAAAGAUACAGAACCGUAUUGUUUUAACUGCACUUUGUCAAUCUGGGUGCAGCAGAGAAGUUGACAUUUGGACGUGACCGGAAGGGGUGCAUUUGCAGGGUCUGCUGUUUUAUGUCACAUUUCUUUCUGCACGAUGCUGGAGUGGGUGUUAAUCCUGUUUCCAGCAGUCGUUUGUUGUCCCCAAACCCCCCCCCCCCAAUGUAAACUCCUUGCAAUUAUGGACUUUAACCAACUCGUGUUAAUGCUGUGAAGCCAAUGUCUAAUUCCAUUACAUUUUAAAAUGUUUCAUUUUCUGCGUUUUAACUUUGAUGUUUUCAGGAACUGUCCGUAAAACAGGAAACAAGUCUUGAAUUGGCCACGGUUUCCACUGUUAGAUAUGAUUGACCUGGGCAGCAGAGAUGCAAACCUUCCGCAUCCCGUGGGAAACAAAAACGGCUCGAAAGGAAGGAACCGUGAAUCAUUUUGCAGGUCUUAAAGCCGUUCUGAUGGGGUUUCUGAUGAUCUCCAUUUAAAUUCUCGCUUUUAAUUUGGAACGAGAGUUUGUAAGUAAACUCUGGAAGCGUUUCGUAAAAGGGCACCCAUCGCCACUUUGGAACAAUUUUCUGGAUGUUUAAUCAUGGAUUCUCAUUUUAUGUGAAACAUUGAUUUUUUUGCAUGCCCGGAUCGGGAAAAACAAGUUUUUAACACCUGUAAUAUGAUUAAAGUCCACAAUACACCACUCACAGAACAUGAUAUGGGCUUUUAAUAUUGUUCUGUGAUGAAAUAGCAUAAUUGAUGUGUACACAUGCAGCUACUUUGAACUGGCUUGACCACAUCGGGUAGCAGAAGUGAUUCAUUUACAUUACUGAGUAAAGGUAAAUAUUAAGGAGCUGUUACAGACAUGUUUUGUGUCUCUACUGGGCUGUGUGAUAGAUUUUAUCAUAAGAUGGCAUUAAGGCACAUUCGUGGUCAGUGGGUCUUAGGGAAAUGUGAACGAGUGACAUUAAUUCUUCUAAAUGACUGGCUGCGAUUGCUUUUGUUUGCCCAUUGAGGCUUAAGUGUCUGUUUGUAACUUUCUAACACAAAUAUGUGAAAACAAAAGUUUCCCGCAUUUCUAUUGAGAAAUUAAAAUAGGAAAUUGCCAUUACAUGAAAUUGACAAUUUCAUCAUAUUUGAUAUGUCAUGUUAAACCUGAAAACAUAUUGACCUUUGCCUGAGUGCCAGUUUUUUAUUAUUAUUUUUAUUAUUAUUAUGGGAUAUUUUGUUAUCUGGUCCAUGGGCCUAUUGGAGAGACGAAUCUGCUACAUCCCCAAGUUUGCUGGUAAGGAAAUAAUUUAAAGUUUGAAUGUCUGCACAAAGUGCAUUUUAAUGCCUGUUUAGAAACAUGUUACUAAUCAAGCAUGUAUUAGUAGUAAUCUUCAGGUUUCUUGUUUGUAAAUUAUAUCGCAGUGCCAACAUAUCAUGCAUAUCGGAUGCCACCUUUAUUCAUUUCAUUCCCGGUGAGCGAUUUUGUAGGUGUACAGUCAUGUCUUUCAACCACUGCAGUCAAUGUAAUUCUUGUACAAGUUCUGUCACUGGGUGUUGUACCAUAUCUGACAUUUGUAUUUAUGAAAUAAAACACUGCCGUUUGUA